Octopus sinensis (East Asian common octopus) is the source of this 855-nucleotide messenger RNA. RefSeq names its product craniofacial development protein 2-like. Gene Ontology annotation, molecular function: catalytic activity. NCBI's taxonomy places the organism in Eukaryota, Metazoa, Mollusca, Cephalopoda, Octopoda, Octopodidae. Gene Ontology annotation, biological process: chromatin remodeling. The record is from RefSeq and is a predicted model, not a curated record. The coding region runs from base 1 to 855 and encodes 284 amino acids. The transcript has a single exon. Gene Ontology annotation, cellular component: nucleus.
AUGACAACUGGAAUGGACAUUACCGACCUGGACAAAACAGAAGACAUCGGGAAAAUGGCAAUCAUUGACAGGGAGCUCACAUGGCUGAAUGUAGACAUCACUGCCCUGCAAGAGACAAGACUUGCUGACUCUGGUUCCAUCAGGGAAAGAAAUCACACAUUCUUCUGGAAGGGUCUUGGGGAAGAUGAGAGGAGAAUCAAUGGUGUGGGGUUCACAGUACACAACAGAUUGCUGAACAAGAUAAAUACUCCCCGAGACAUAUCUGAGCACAUCACUAUCAUGGAAGUGGGGGCUAAAACUGGAAGGACCCAUCACAUUAGUGCCUAUGCCCCGAUUCUAACAGCAGAAAAUGAGAAGAAAGAUCAGUUCUAUGAAGAACUUCAGGAUAUGAUCAACAGUGUCCUAAGGGCAGACCAAUUCUUUCUCAUGGGUGAUUUCAAUGCAAGAGUAGGUGCUGAUCACCAAGCAUGGCCCAACUGCUUUGGACAGUUUGGAUUGGGGAAAAUCAAUGAGAAUGGCCAGAGGCUCUUAGAAUUCUGCACAAAUAACAACCUGUGCAUUGCAAACACCUUCUACAAUGGCAAAGACCAGCAUAAAGUUUCUUGGUGCCAUCCAAGAUCAGGUCAUUGGCACCAGAUUGACUUUGUCAUCGUCAGAAAGAAUGAUGUCGACACUGUGAAGCAAACAAGAUCCUUCUACAGUGCACACUGUAACACAGAUCAUCCGUUGGUUAUAGCCAAGGUAAAGAUGGACACAAAGAAAACACCAAGAGCCAAAAAACCAAAAAAACCAAAGAUCAACACAAAAAAACACCCAAAAUCCAGCGAUGAGAACCAAAUUUCAAGAAUAUGUUGA